AUGACUACCGAAGUAAUUCCAGGUAAGACUACGGGCACAGACACGAGUUCUUCGAUGGGAGUAAAGCAAAAAGAUGCCAAGAUGCCGCCCCCAAUUCCUCAUGUUGAAUUGAACCAGCUUCCGUUGUCGAUGUUGUUAAGGAAUCUUACUACAUUUGCCGCAAAAGAAAUUAGCCAGUUCUUUAAACUUAAUGUGCACACUGGUGGAAAAACACCAUUUGAGAAGAAGCUAGAACUUCUUAACAUGAUCCUAUACCUACGUAACCAGUUUUUGAAGCUCUACGUGUUAGUGAAGUGGGCAAAGACGUUGAAACAGAACAAUUUCCACACUUUAAUCGACCUUUUGAAUUGGUUUCGCAGUACAAACAUGCAAGUUAAUAACUGUACCAUGGCUUUAAAACAGAUAUUGGGUACUAUGGCAGGUGCUAAAUUGCCAAAUCCUGACUUAAUUACCUCUUUAGAGGUUUUAAUGCUUGGAAGACCAAAUUUGCCAACUCAUGGGUUUAAUAUAAAUGGUGGGCAGACAGACAACCCACCUAUUCCGAAAGAACUUAUACUAAAAAGGAUAAGAGAUCUCAAUACAUGUCUUUCGGUCAAAAUUUCUCUUAUCGAUGUUCCUUCUCAGAUGUCCAACUAUCAAAUUAAAGAUGGGAGAAUUAUAUUCACAGUUAAGGACGAAUUCGAAUUACAAUUGUCCACAAUCGAUCAAAGCUCGCCGUUUUUCUUUGUCCAUCUGAAGCUACUGUUUAAUGAACGAUUACCACUGAAUCUUUCAAAGUUAGAAAAACAUAUUAAUGAUAUUCUAUUCAAAUCGGCAAAUCCUCUACAACUCUUGUAUCAAUUUUUACACAAAUAUACAUUAACAUUGCAAAUGUAUAUGAUACACGUCGAAUUGAAUACUCUGGAACUAAAUGGAAAAUAUUCUGGGGGUCAUUUGGUGCAUAGUUAUGAUUCCAAGAGGCAAAUAAUUACUCUAAAGUACUGGUUACAAAGUAAAAUUGCUAAUACGUGCAAAUGUAUCAUCGGUAUGGAUAAGGAAACUGAAUCAAUUGUCCUUGAGUGGCAAAAUCCUGACGUAAACAAAGACACAGUUGACACUAGGUAUCAUGGGCUAUUGAAUAAUAUUGAGUCUAUAAUUGAUGAAAUUACGUUCAAUCACGCUCAAAUGAUAAGAUCCGAUCUUUUGCGCACAGAAACCUUCCAAGAAGAUGAUGAAGAUACCACAUCCACAUCAUUGCUAUUUCAAAUACCGACAACUUGUGCCACAGUCUCUCAAAUACAACUAAAAAUUGAUCAAGUCAGUGGUAUAUUCUAUUUCCACAAUCCUUCUAAUCUAUUGUUAUCAUACGCUAGGCAAAUCAACCAAUGUUCAUCAACUAAAGAACUAAUUACUGUAUUGGGUAGGUUGAAGCUUGACAAAGUUGUCAGCAUACUUCGUCACAUGUUAGACAAGACGGGUUGGAUUUGUUCGGAUGUUAUUAAACUAAAGACGCCAAUUGUUCCAUCCACCGAUUCAACUUUUUCAAAAGACAUAUUUGUAAAAUUAAAAGACUGGCCUUCAAACUGGUUUUUAAUUUUAACCGUUAUUUCAUCAACGAAUACAUGUAUUGUUGAAAAAGCUAUCGGAAAAAUUACUUCUGUAAAGGGCACUUGGGAACUAAAGUAUAUGGACCGCAAAGAUGUGAUAUCCGCUAAAUUGGAUUCUAUGACAUACCCUAAGAUGCUAACGUUGCAAAAAUCGAUUUUGAACAAAAUUGUCAAUCAUAUGAUUAUUGAUUCAUUAAAUGAAAUGCAAAUCAAAAACAAAAUAUGCACGUUUAGCACAGAGGAUGACAAUCAUCUACCUUCCUUCAUCGUGAACAAGGAUGGUAAAGUAGAUACUAGUACUAUUACUGUUAUUGCCCUUGGCUUAGAAUCAUUUUUAGAGGGAUCGAAGGCACUCAAUACCAUAUUAGAAUCAUCUAUGCUUCUAAACAUCAACUACCAAAAAAUGGAUAUUGAACUAUACGGAAAGUUCAAGACUGAUAACCAAAUGAUUCGGUGUCAAUGUGAUGAACUUUCAAUCAAGUUUUUGGAAGAGGAUUCUUUAUCAUUCUUUAUGCAUGAGAACUUUGGUAAUUUAGAUGAAAUCAUGCUAUACUUGUCAAAGUUCAGAAAGAAAUUAAUGCAGCUGAUUGCAUUGACCGAUGUGAUGGAUACAUUAUAUGCGAACUUCCGUUCAGGAGAUUUCCGUGUUGUGGAAUUGAAACCUAAUGAAAUCAGGUUCAAAUACCUUCCAAUGAAAGACAGUCCGGAUAGCGAAGAUUGUACAAUAAAGAUUGUCACUAAUCAGGAUAAAGUACAGAAAUUGGACAUAAAAUUAAGCGAGCACAAUCCACAAGCAAUGGUUCAAAAGUUUCUUGAUGAACGAGAAGGACUGGUGCAUAACUUCAUAUUUCAUUACUUACAAUUUACUUUACCAUUAUUUCGGGCAACUAUGGAAACAAAAUCUGGAAUUGGGUCUACGCCAUUUGUUAAGGUACAUCUAUUCAUGCAUAGUCUCCAAGAAUAUCACCUCUUAUACAGAAACCACAAAGUAGGCGGGGAAUUGUCGUUCAUUGUCCAACUUAAAUCAGUACUUUGGACUAGAUACAAGGAAGACACGCGUUACUUCAUUCGAUUUGCUCAAGAUUAUUCACAGCAGUCACAACACCCACUAGCAAGCGCUAUAUCAGAUAUACAGAAAAAUGCAUUUUCGUUAGGUUUUCUUAACAACCAAAUUUCUGGUAUUUCUGGAGGGCCUACUACAGCUCAGAAUUCUACAGACCUUCAAGAUCCAGAUUCUAGGGACACGAAAAUGGCUAGUUGGGAUACUAUCUCGUGUGUGCGGUUAGGUUCGGCCUUGGCAUGUUCACAAGAUGAAAUAUUACCCAUCUUACUACAAUUCCACCAAUCGAUCUCUUCCUGCUAA
Messenger RNA from Kluyveromyces marxianus DMKU3-1042, 2949 nucleotides. RefSeq names its product Rgr1p (gene RGR1). The transcript has a single exon. Gene Ontology annotation, molecular function: transcription coregulator activity. Gene Ontology annotation, cellular component: core mediator complex; mediator complex. The coding region runs from base 1 to 2949 and encodes 982 amino acids. Gene Ontology annotation, biological process: regulation of transcription by RNA polymerase II. The record is from RefSeq and is a predicted model, not a curated record. Lineage: Eukaryota; Fungi; Ascomycota; Saccharomycetes; Saccharomycetales; Saccharomycetaceae.